Molecule: messenger RNA, 850 nt
Organism: Mercurialis annua (annual mercury)
Lineage: Eukaryota; Viridiplantae; Streptophyta; Magnoliopsida; Malpighiales; Euphorbiaceae
Product: pectinesterase inhibitor 9-like
Exons: 1
Coding region: 111-734 (207 amino acids)
Biological process (GO): negative regulation of catalytic activity
Molecular function (GO): enzyme inhibitor activity
Source: RefSeq, a predicted model, not a curated record
AAAAAAUUAAAAAAUCAAACACAGUGAAGUGACUGUGACAUAACUUCUCUUCUUUAUAUAAAACCCGUACCAUUUUUUUCUUUAGUUUGAUACUUUUCUUCUCUCGAGCAAUGCCCAAUUUUAUUCUCCCAUUGCUGUUACUUCUCCUCUCAAUUCUCUGUAAUUCCGGUGCCGGAGAUUUACUCCGGUACCGAAAUUCAAACUCCGGUGUCUAUAAAGUAUGCAAGAAGACGAGCUAUCCGGAACUAUGUAUCCAAUAUUUAUCAAUUUUUCCCAAAUCCGUAACGCAAAGCCCUAAAAAAACCGCCAACGCGGGAUUGUUAGUGAGUCUAUACCGAGUUCAGAAAACACGAUCGUUCAUCAAGAAAGCGGCGGUUAAAAUCAAGGCGAUGAAGAGAAGAGAUUAUGGAGUUAUGCAAGAUUGUUUGGAGGUUUUUAGCGACGAAGUGAGUCUGCUCAGCGAGUCAAUUAUUGAGUUGCGCCAUAUGGGACUCGGAAGACAAAUGGAAGGUGACGUGGAAUGUGAUAUUGCUUGCCACGUGUUUAACAUUCAGAGUUCUCUGAGUGCUGCAUUAAGCGACGCUUCUACUUGUGCUGAGGAGUUUGAUGAGUUUUUGAAAAAGAAGAGUAUGGGGAAAUUGAUGGCCACGAUUAAGGCUAAGGCUUUGAAUGCUGAGCAAGCUACUGCCGUUGGAUUGGAUUUGUUUUGCCAAUUUGCUAAGUGUUCGACUUAAUGGUUUGAUUUUAUGUCGGCAGUGUUAUUUUAUUUAAUGGGUAUUAUAUUUUCGUAUAUUGUUAUUUUAUUUUCUGGUAAUAAUAAAAUGACAAAAAAGAUUAUUGUUUUCUUUUA